CAUCAACUGAAGCUCUUUUUUUGGCAACUUCCUCACAUUAUUAUUUAUGUGCUGCUUACACAAUCCUUUCUAGAUCUAUAACACAGAUACAUUCUUGAUUUGUUCAUUCUUUCUAUUUUUAGAAGUAUACUUAGCUCAUCCCCACUCAAACCUGGUAUAAGGGUUUUGAGUGUUCAUUCUUUAAGCAUUGCUGCAAUGGGGAAAGUUGCUCUGCUUCAUCUGCUUUGUGGAGUCUUGGUCUUUUGGAGUGUCUCUGUUGUAAAAGCAGAGGAUGCUUAUAAAUAUUUCACAUGGACUGUUUCUUAUGGAACUGCUUCUCCUCUUGGUGUUCGUCAGCAGGUGAUCCUCAUUAAUGGUCAAUUUCCUGGUCCAAGACUCGAUCUUGUCACAAAUGACAAUGUAAUCCUCAAUCUGAUUAAUAAGUUGGAUGAACCUCUUCUCUUGACAUGGAAUGGGAUCAAACAAAGGAAGAACUCUUGGCAAGAUGGAGUUUUGGGAACUAACUGUCCCAUUCCUCCAAAUUCAAAUUACACUUACAAGUUCCAAACGAAAGACCAGAUUGGAAGCUAUACAUACUUCCCUUCAACUCAAUUGCACAGAGCUGUUGGAGGUUUCGGUGCACUUAAUGUGUAUGCAAGAUCCGUAAUCCCAGUUCCAUAUGCUAAACCUGCUGGAGAUUUCAGUUUACUUAUUGGUGAUUGGUACAAGAGCAGCCAUAAGGUAUUGAGGCAAUUAUUGGACUCAGGGAAGUCUCUUCCAUACCCAAAUGGUCUCCUCAUAAAUGGACAAAAGCAGUCUACCUUUGCUGGUGAUCAAGGAAAAACAUAUAUGUUCAGGAUUUCAAAUGUAGGUUUGAAAAAUUCCAUUAACUUCAGAAUUCAGGGCCACAAGAUGAGGGUUGUCGAGGUUGAAGGAUCCCACGUCUUGCAGAACAUCUAUGAUUCUAUUGAUGUCCAUGUUGGUCAAUCUUUGUCUGUCCUUGUUACAUUGGACCAACCUCCAAAGGACUACUACAUUGUUGCGUCUACUAGGUUCUCCAGGAUAGCUCUUACUGCCACUUCAGUUCUCCACUACACUAACUCUCGGACGCCUGUCUCUGGACCUGUGCCACCUGCUCCAACCGGCCAAAUGCAUUGGUCUAUGUUGCAAGCCCGAACAUUCAGGUGGAAUCUGACAGCAAAUGCAGCUAGGCCAAAUCCUCAGGGUACUUUCCAUUAUGGAAAAAUUACAAUAUCAAGGACUUUUGUGAUGGCUAAUUCAGCACCUAUUAUCAACGGAAAGUUGAGAUAUGCUGUCAAUAGUGUCUCUUAUGUUAAUCCUGAUACUCCACUAAAGCUUGCUGAUCACUUCAACAUCCCUGGAGUAUUCAGCUUGAACUCCAUUCAAGCUUUUCCCUCUGGCGGAUCACCUUACUUAGCCACAGCUGUUUUUCCAGCUUCUCACCAUGAUUUCAUCGAAAUUGUUUUCCAAAACAAUGAAGCCACCAUGCAGUCCUGGCAUCUUGAUGGCUAUGAUUUCUGGGUUGCAGGUUUCGGAGCUGGCACAUGGACACAAGCAAGUAGAAAUAAGUACAAUCUUGUUGAUGCUCUGACUAGACAUACUACACAGGUAUAUCCAAAAUCUUGGACUGCUAUAUUGGUGUCAAUGGACAACCAAGGAAUGUGGAAUUUGAGGUCAGCUAUGUGGGAUAAACAAUAUCUUGGGCAGCAGGUGUACCUGAGGGUGUACAACCCAACCCAAAGUCUAGCUAAUGAAUAUGACAUACCUACUAAUGCUCUUCUUUGUGGCAAAGCUGCUGGUCGACAUCCUUAAUUGGGAUGAGUCCUAUAUAUAUCGGCUUUUGUUUUACUGGUCAUGAGAGGUUGACUAGGAGAGAUUGCGGCAAAAGAUAAUACUUGGCUGCUUAUGUUGUAAUCACAUUACUUUGUAUUCUUUCUUAUGGUUGUUGGCUACACUAGUUUUUGAAAUGCAGCUAAUACGAAGUUCAUUGCUACAUAAA
Messenger RNA from Lycium barbarum (goji berry), 1999 nucleotides. RefSeq names its product L-ascorbate oxidase homolog. The record is from RefSeq and is a predicted model, not a curated record. Gene Ontology annotation, molecular function: oxidoreductase activity; copper ion binding. The transcript has 9 exons. NCBI's taxonomy places the organism in Eukaryota, Viridiplantae, Streptophyta, Magnoliopsida, Solanales, Solanaceae. Bases 196 to 1812 code for a protein of 538 amino acids.